Rhineura floridana is the source of this 2029-nucleotide messenger RNA. Its product is annotated as vomeronasal type-2 receptor 26-like. Gene Ontology annotation, molecular function: G protein-coupled receptor activity. Gene Ontology annotation, biological process: G protein-coupled receptor signaling pathway. Bases 539 to 1291 code for a protein of 250 amino acids. Lineage: Eukaryota; Metazoa; Chordata; Lepidosauria; Squamata; Rhineuridae. The transcript has 4 exons. Gene Ontology annotation, cellular component: membrane. The record is from RefSeq and is a predicted model, not a curated record.
UUCCAUCCAUCUGUGGUCGUUUCACCCUUUUCUACGAGGAAUCCUGUUUACUAAUUCCUCCGUCGAUGGGCUGUAUUUGGAUGAGAACAGGGAGCCGGCGGCUGACUUUGAUAUCAUCAAUUGGGUGCAGUUUCCUAAUAAGUCUCAGGGCAGAGUGACAGUUGGGAGUAUAGGAGGACACGCAUCCACAGAUGUAAAAUUCACCAUUCACCCGGAAGCUGUUGUGUGGCCGUUGCUGUUUAACAGGACUGUGCCUCGUUCCAGGUGCACAGAGAGCUGUCGUCCUGGAUACGCCAAGGAGAUUCAGGAAGGGAAGCCGGUUUGCUGCUAUGCUUGUGAUCCAUGUGUGGAAGGGACCAUCUCCACCCAGGCAGAUGAAGACCAUUGCACCAAUUGUCCAGAAGACCAACAUCCAAACAAGAACCGAGAUCAAUGUGUCCCCAAGAUUAUCAUCUUCCUGGCCUAUGAAGAAUCUUUGGGGAUUAUCCUUGUUUCCUUUGCCCUAUUCUUGUGCUUAACCGCAGGAUUUGUGUUGGGAAUGUUCAGUAAAUACAAAGAAACUCCCAUAGUCAAAGCCAACAACCGGGACCUCUCCUACCUCCUCCUCGUCUCCCUCCUGCUCUCCUUUUUGUCCUCCUUCCUCUUCAUUGGCCAGCCAAGGAAAGCGACCUGCCUCCUCCGACAAACAGCCUUCAGCAUCAUCUUCUCAGUUGCUCUCUCUUCUGUCUUGGCCAAAACCAUCACUGUGGUGCUGGCCUUCCUGGCCACAAAGCCAGGGAACAGGCUGAGGAGAUGGCUGGGGAAGAGUCUGGCCAACUCCAUUGUCAUUUCCUGUUCUAGUGUCCAGGUUGUGAUCUGUACCAUCUGGCUAGGGAUCUCUCCACCAUUCCCAGAUUCCAACAUGCACUCCCAGCCCAGAGAGAUCGUCCUGCAAUGCAAUGAAGGGUCUGAUGCCAUGUUUUAUAGUGCUCUGAGCUACAUGGGCUUCCUGGCUGCCAUCUGCUUCACGGUGGCUUUCCUAGUCAGGAAGCUGCCUGGGGCCUUCAAUGAAGCCAAGCUGAUCACUUUCAGCAUGCUGGUCUUCUGCAGCGUUUGGGUCUCCUUUGUGCCCACCUAUUUGAGCAUGAAGGGAAAAUACAUGGUAGCUGUGCAGGUCUUCUCCAUCUUGGCCUCCAGUGCUGGGCUCCUGGGCUGCAUCUUCAUUCCCAAGUGCUACAUUAUCCUACUGAGGCCUGCUCUGAACAGAAAGGAGCACCUGACAAUGAAAACAAAGGUGGCAUCUGAACUUUAGCAGUCGGGGUAGAGAGUAGCAUUUCAGCUGUGAGGCGCUCUCCCUUCGGAGGUUCAUGCUGGGGUGUUGGUGUGUGGAGUCCAGGGUCAAUCUGAUGCACUCACUAUCGGGUGUCCUGAAGAGGGAGUCCACAAAGAAGAUUUCACAUUCCUUUGAUGAGGACCCAGGUACUGAGAGCACUUCAGGGACUCCUUCAGCAACAGAGGGCCCCCUGGGAGAACUGGUGAAGGCAGAAUGGCUGAGGGAAAGGCCCUUCUCUCUUGAGAUCCUGAAGAGCCAUUGUCCUCUCAGGGCAGACAGUCUUGAGCUAAGUAUAUGUACAGCUUGAUUCAGUGGAAGGCAACUUCAGACAUGCAGAAUCACCGGCAGCAACUAAUCUAUGUUGGGUCAUGUUUAGUCAACCAUUUUCCUCUGCUAUUGAGGUCAGUAUGCUGUAGCUGCUUCGGGGGUGUAUUUAUCUGAAGGCUGUGGUGGGCUUAGAGGGAGCAGGUAGUAGUAACAGGACUGCUGCUGGCUGGGAGAUGAAUUCCACAUCCAGCCUCUCCACAAGCCUUUCUUUACUGUUCCUAUUUCUUGUGGGCUUCCUUCCCUUUGGGUCAUCUGGGUGGCCAAUAUAAGAACAGAAUGCUGGAGCAGAUGGUCCACUAGCCUAAACUGGGAGCAAGGCAUGGUCAAUUGUUGAUUGCCAUAUUAAAAAAAAAAUUGGUGCAAUAUCAGUAAAUUUUGGCACCACCAUCA